Molecule: messenger RNA, 1160 nt
Organism: Spinacia oleracea (spinach)
Lineage: Eukaryota; Viridiplantae; Streptophyta; Magnoliopsida; Caryophyllales; Amaranthaceae
Product: cell division cycle protein 48 homolog
Exons: 4
Coding region: 418-738 (106 amino acids)
Source: RefSeq, a predicted model, not a curated record
UCAUUUUUCAUUCCUGGCGCCAAAUUUACGCAAAACCUGAUUUCACCCCAGCUUUCAUUUUUGCCUCUUCUUCUUCCCUGGAUUUGCUCCUUUGCCGGCCACCACAAGGCUAUUCAUGAGGAGUUCCUUAGCAACUCUCACUCGCCGGUAAUUAACUAUCUUUUCCUCUCUGCUCCUUGAAUUCGCCAGCCAUCGCUCGAGUUUUCUUUGAACAAAAUCAGACCUGACCUCAACUCGUCACCAAGCUCUCUCCUCGCUCUGCCACUUCCUCUGCACUCACCAAACUACAAUUGCUGAUAAAACUAAAUCAUCCAAGGCACCAAUAGAGACUACAGUACAACGAUUCUGGAAUGCAAGAAGUCGCCAAAUCGGUUGGUUGUUGAUGAAGCCGUCAAUAACGAUAAUGCAGUUGUUGCUAUGCGUCCUGAUACCAUGGAAAAGGUUCAGCUAUUUCGCGGCUAUACUGUUCUAAUCAAGGGAAAGGAAAGGAAAGACACAAUCUUCAUUGCCCUUGCUAAUGAGACAUGUGAUGAACCAAAGAUUAGAAUGAACAAGGUUGUGAGAUCUAAUUUGAGAGCGCGACUUGGUGAUGUGGUUUCUGUACACCGGUGUCCUGAUGUGAAAUAUGGGAAGCGUGUCCAUAUUCUUCCUGUUGAUGAUACCAAUAUUGAGGGUGUCACUGGCAAUCUGUUUGAUGCAUUCCUGAAGCGUUUUGCAUUUUGGCAGGGGAAAGUAUGAUUUUUUCGUUGGAAACUAGCAGAUAACUCGACCGACAAUCCACCAACAACACCAGAAUCUCCAAUAUCCGUCGGCUUUUUAACACCAGACUCUCCAGUUUCCCGAGUUUCUUCAUGAUAAUGGUAAUCUUUAAACAUUGACAAUUUAUGCAAUAGUAGUUUAUAUUGCAAACUUCCUGGGCUUCUUUAUGAUAAUGGUAAUCUUCAUUUAGGGAAAGAAGGGAAACAGAUGCAAACUGAUUGUUGUGAGUUCCAUUUUCUAGACUACUGGACAACAUUUGGGUAAACCUGGUUCUUCUCAUGAAGUUUUAUUUGUUUUAAAGUUAAUUUGAAGUAUUAACACUCUUUACUGCUUUAUUGUACUCCUAUACUGGAACAUGAUUAAUGUACUUUGUUUAAAUUAAAACGGUCAAGUAACAUAGA